AUGGCGGUGUCGGUGGCAGCUGCAGCCGGGCGACUUCGGCGGGCCGUUCGAAGGACGCCGCAAUGGCGGGGCCCCAGCCGUCGGGCGCUCUCAUCCGAGGCCCCUCCAACCCAGGCCGCGGCCGUGCGGGACGCCUUCCUGAGCUUCUUUCGGGACCGCCAUGGCCACCGCCUGGUGCCGUCCGCUUCCGUGAGGCCCCGCGGCGACCCCAGCUUGCUUUUCGUCAACGCGGGCAUGAACCAGUUCAAGCCAAUCUUCCUGGGCACUGUGGAUCCACGAAGCGAGAUGGCAGGCUUCCGACGUGUGGCGAACAGCCAGAAAUGUGUGAGGGCUGGAGGACGCCACAGCGACCUGGAGGAUGUGGGCCGAGACCUUUCCCAUCAUACCUUCUUUGAGAUGCUUGGCAAUUGGGCCUUUCGGGGGGUAUAUUUUAAGGAGGAGGCUUGCAGCAUGGCCUGGGAACUGCUGACUCAGGUCUAUGGGAUCCCUGAGGACAGGCUCUGGGUCUCCUACUUUGGUGGUGACCCCAAGGCUGGGCUGGGCCCGGACCUGGAGAGCAGGGACAUCUGGCUUAAGUUAGGGGUGCCUGCCAGCCGCAUGCUCUCCUUUGGACCACAGGAGAACUUCUGGGAGAUGGGGGAUACUGGCCCUUGUGGGCCCUGUACUGAGAUCCACUAUGACCUGGCUGGUGGGGUGGGAGCCCCCCAGCUGGUGGAGCUUUGGAAUCUGGUCUUCAUGCAGCACAACAGCCCCCCAGGACCCUCCCCCAUCCCUUUAUGCCACUUGAGCGUCUGCCUCAUACCUGUAAUCCUGUGGGGGGCCUCACCUUGCAUACCCUUCCUGGCCAGAGAGAAAGAUGGAAGCCUGCAGCCCCUGCCCCAGCGGCACGUGGACACGGGAAUGGGCCUGGAAAGGCUGCUGGCCGUGUUGCAAGGCAGACGCUCCACCUACGACACCGACCUCUUUUCCCCACUGCUCAAUGCCAUACACCAGGGUUGCGGGGCACCCCCUUACUCGGGCCGGGUCGGGGCAGCAGACGAGGGGCACACAGACACAGCGUACCGUGUGGUGGCUGACCACAUCCGCACGCUCAGCAUCUGCAUCGCCGAUGGCGUCUCUCCUGGGAUGUCUGGUGCACCGGGCUGCUGGGGGCUCAUCUGGGCUCUGAAUCCUUCUAGGCUGGUACUUCGUCGGCUCCUCCGUCGAGCCGUGCGGUUCUCUACAGAGUUGUUGCGGGCACCACCUGGCUUCCUGGGCAGCCUGGUGCCUGUAGUGGUGGAGACACUGGGAGGUGCUUAUCCAGAACUGCAGAGGAACUCAGCCCAGAUAGCCAGCCUGGUGUCAGAGGAUGAGGCAGCCUUCCUAGCCUCCCUGCAGCAGGGUCGGCGGAUCAUCGAGCGGACCGUGAGGCGCCUGGGGCCUUCCGAUGUGUUCCCUGCUGAAGUGGCCUGGUCCUUGUCACUGUCUGGGAACCUGGGGCUCCCCCUGGACCUGGUGAAACUGAUGCUGGAGGAGAAAGGGGUGCAGCUGGACUCUGCUGGACUGGAGCGGCUGGCUCAGGAGGAGGCCCAGCACCGGGCACAGCAGGCCGAGCCAGUUCAGGAGCAGGGACUGCGGCUGGACGUCCACGCGCUGGGGGCGCUACAGCGCCAAGGGGUGCCCCCAACCGAUGACAGCCCCAAGUACAACUACUCCCUGCGACCCAGUGGCGGUUAUGAGUUCGGCACCUGUGAGGCCCAGGUGCUCCAGCUGUAUACAGAGGACGGAACAGCCGUGGCCUCCGUGGGGGAAGGCCAGCGCUGUGGCCUCCUCCUGGACAAAACCAACUUCUACGCCGAACAGGGAGGUCAGGCUUCCGACCGAGGCUACCUGGUGCGGGUGGGACUGCAGGACGUGCUGUUCCCAGUGGCUCGGGCGCAGGUCUGCGGAGGCUUCAUCCUGCAUGAGGUGGCAGCCCCUGAGUGCCUAAAGGUGGGGGACCAGGUACAGCUGCACGUGGAUGAGGCCUGGCGUCUGAGCUGCAUGGAGAAGCACACAGCCGUCCACCUACUAAACUGGGCGCUGCGGCAGGCCCUGGGCCCUGGCACAGAGCAGCGAGGGUCCCAUCUCAAUCCUGAGUGGCUGCGCUUCGACGUGGCCACGCAGGCCCCAUUGACCCCAGAGCAGCUCCGGGCAGUGGAGGGCACUGUGCAGAAGGCCGUGGGGCAGGAUGAGGCUGUGUACAUGGAGGAGGUGGCCCUGGCAUGCACUGCCCAUGUCCCCGGCCUGCGCUCUCUGGAUGAGGUAUACCCAGACCCUGUGCGGGUGGUGUCUGUGGGUGUGCCUGUGGCCCAGGCGCUGAACCCAGCCUCCCAGGCCGCACUGCAGACUUCUGUGGAGCUGUGCUGUGGGACGCACCUGCUACGCACAGGGGCUAUAGGGGACCUGGUCAUCAUCGGGGAGCGCCAGCUCGCCAAGGGCACCACCCGCCUGCUGGCCAUCACUGGGGAGCAGGCCCAGCAGGCCCGAGAGGUGGGCGAGAGCCUGGCCCAGGAGGUAGAAGCAGCCGCAGCGCGGCUGAGUCAGGGCAGCCGGGAUGUGGUGGAGGCUCAGCGGCUAUCCAAGGAGAUGGGACGACUCAUUGAUGCCGUGGACACUGCCGUGAUGCCCCAGUGGCAGCGGCGGGAGCUUCAGGCCACACUGAAGGCGCUACGGCGGCGUGCCAACACUGCCGUCCGGAAACUGGAAAUGGGGCAGGCUGCACAGAAAACCCAGGAGCUGCUACAGCAGCACUCGGAGGGGCCCCUGAUUGUGGACACAGUUUACGCUGAGUCCCUCUCAGUGCUGGUGAAGGUGGUCCGGCAGCUGUGUAAGCAGGCGCCCAGCACAUCUGUGCUGCUACUCAGCCCCCAGCCUCUGGGGCAGGUGCUGUGUGCCUGUCAGGUGGCCCAGAGUGCCACGCCAGCCUUCACCGCAGAGGCCUGGGCGCUGGCUGUGUGCAGCCACAUGGGGGGCAAGGCCUGGGGCUCUCGAGUGGUGGCCCAGGGCACCGGAAGCACUGCUGACCUGGACGCUGCCCUCAGUACAGCCCGAGCCUAUGCCCUCAACAAGCUCUGAUCCAGGCUCACUCAGGGACUCACAGAGACUAAAGAGACAACAGACAGGCCAGUGCCUGGAGCCCUGAAGGAGCGAGCAGAACCUCCCCGGAAGGUAAACAGAGGACUAGAGCCUGGAGGCCAAGCAGCUGAGCCGAGGAGGACCGCCCUGGGCUGGGCUCUGAGUGGACACAAAAAGAUGUGGGCUGGGGGAGGCAGAAGUGGGCCUGGCAAAAGGCCCUGCUAGUGAAGUGAAGACAUGGCUGCCCCGUCUGCGAUUGUUCAUUAAAAAGUAUUUCACAGCGGAUAGGAAGUUCCAGAAGGUUCUUCUGCCUAAAAAAGAGCAGGCUUUCUCCUGCCAGCAGCCUGGAAUGGGCGCCCCAUGACUAGUCUGACCCCUCACGCUGGGCUGAAAGGCCACCCUGCAUCCAGAUCAGAGCUCUCCUCGCCACGAGUGCUUGAACAGGCCCCGUGUGCCAGCCUGUUCCGGGCGCCCACCAAGGCCUCCCUGGCCACCAAGAUCCAUUCACUGUCACAUAAAAGUCAUGAGAGCCAGGUG
Molecule: messenger RNA, 3633 nt
Organism: Orcinus orca (killer whale)
Lineage: Eukaryota; Metazoa; Chordata; Mammalia; Artiodactyla; Delphinidae
Gene: AARS2
Product: alanyl-tRNA synthetase 2, mitochondrial
Exons: 22
Coding region: 1-3096 (1031 amino acids)
Biological process (GO): tRNA modification; alanyl-tRNA aminoacylation
Cellular component (GO): cytoplasm; mitochondrion
Molecular function (GO): alanine-tRNA ligase activity; aminoacyl-tRNA deacylase activity; amino acid binding
Source: RefSeq, a predicted model, not a curated record